Drosophila busckii is the source of this 1242-nucleotide messenger RNA. Its product is annotated as odorant receptor 59b. The record is from RefSeq and is a predicted model, not a curated record. Gene Ontology annotation, cellular component: plasma membrane. The transcript has 3 exons. Gene Ontology annotation, biological process: detection of chemical stimulus involved in sensory perception of smell; sensory perception of smell. Gene Ontology annotation, molecular function: olfactory receptor activity; odorant binding. NCBI's taxonomy places the organism in Eukaryota, Metazoa, Arthropoda, Insecta, Diptera, Drosophilidae. The coding region runs from base 5 to 1204 and encodes 399 amino acids.
AGCCAUGGAGAAAGUAUUCAAGCUCAUAAAGCCGAAACCUCUAACCGAAAAAGUUCAAUCUCGCGAUGCGACCAUAUACAUGUAUCGAGUGAUGAAGAUAAUUGGCUGGAUCCCACCAAGGAAAGGACCUAUGCGCUAUUUAUACAGAUUGUGGACUUGUAUACCCUUCUUCUUUGGUGCUAUAUAUCUCCCUAUAAUGUUUGGCUUGAGCUAUUUUAUAGAGUUUAAGGACUUCUCACCGGGUGAGUUUCUAACCUCGUUGCAAGUUGCCAUAAAUGUGUAUGGGACAGCUAUCAAGUGCACAAUACUAUAUGUUCAACUCUGGCGUCUGGAAGAGACGGAAAAUGUGCUGGACCAAUUGGACAAAAGGAGACAAAGUGAAGCCGAUCGUCAAAGGAUACAUGCAAUGGUAGCCAAAUGCAACUAUGUGUUUUUAAUUUUCGCCAUUGUGUACGGUACUUAUGUUACGAGCACCUUCCUAUCAGCCGUGUUUAUGGGUAGACCACCCUAUAAAGUGUAUAAUCCAUAUUUCAAAUACAGCGACGGAAAAGGCUUUUUAUGGGCUCAAUCGGUUUUUGAGUUCGCUAUUAUGUUGUUUGCUGUUUAUCAAGAUGAGCUGUCUGACACAUAUAUGCUGGUAUACAUGAUUAUUUUUCGUGCCCAUUUGGAUAUACUAAGGCACCAUAUAGAAAACCUGCGCUUGGAUCCUAGCAAGAACGGGAAUGAGCACUAUGAAGAUCUGGUUAACUGUAUUGUGGAACACAAAAUGAUUAUUGAUUGCUGCAACUGGAUUCGCCCCAUAAUGCAGAAAACGAUUUUUGUGCAGUUUUUGCUUAUUGGAAUCGUUCUGGGCUUGACAUUGAUUAAUAUAUUCUUUUUCUCGGACUUAUUCAGUGGUAUAUCUUCGUCGUUUUUUUUGCUUGCCGUGCUUAUGGAAACAUUUCCAUUUUGUUAUUGCUGCAACUUGCUCAUUGAUGACUGCGAUAACUUGUCAGAAGCCUUGUUUCAAUCAAAAUGGGUUAAUGCAGAGCCACGCUAUAAGUCCACUUUGAUCCAUUUUAUGCAUAACCUACAGAAGCCAAUCGCAUUUAUAGCGGGUGGUAUUAUUCCCAUAACAUUAAACAGCAACAUAAGUGUGGCCAAAUUCGCAUUUAGUAUUAUAACCAUAGUGCGGGAAAUGAAUCUAGCUGAAAAGUUCAAAUAGCUGUGCACAACUGGAAGCGCUAAGAGGAACUUUUAUUA